GCUGUCCGUAGAUCCCGGCAGCUCUCCCCCGUCGCGAACCAGCAGUCUCUUCCCGCGCCCUCCUCCGCGACAAUGCCCCGCACGCUUGGUUGGCGACCUUCCCAAUUGAUCCAGAUCCGCCGUCCCAUCACUCGUCCGACAAAAUCAUUCUUCUCUCCGACUUCUCUCUCCCCUUUCUCCCUCAACAAAACAUACCUCACCGAGUCGAUCCGCGCCCAUCAAGCUCGCAAAAUGGCCCCCCAACUCGACAGCUACUUCCAAAAGGUGGACUCCCUGUCCGACCACUUCAUCGAGCGCCUGCGCCAGGCCGUUGCCAUCCCCUCCAUCUCGUCCGAGGCUGCCCGCCGCCCUGAUGUCGUCCGCAUGGGCCAGUGGCUCGCCGAUGAGCUGACCAAGCUGGGCGCCACCGUCGAGCUCCGUCCUCUCGGCAAGCAGGAGGGCACCGAUCUCGACCUCCCUCCCGUCGUCCUCGGCCGCUACGGCAACGACAAGAACAAGCGCACCAUUCUCGUCUACGGUCACUACGACGUCCAGCCCGCCGAGAAGAGCGACGGCUGGGACACCGAGCCCUUUGAGCUUACCGUCAAGGAGGACGGGCGCAUGUGCGGCCGUGGUGCUACCGAUGACAAGGGCCCCGUCCUGGGCUGGCUCAACGCCAUUGAGGCUCACAAGGCCGCCGGUGUCGACUUCCCCGUCAACCUCCUCAUGUGCUUCGAGGGUAUGGAGGAGUACGGCUCGGACGGUCUCGAGGAGCUCGUCAUGGCUGAGGGCAAGAAGUACUUUGCCGAUGCCGACGCCGUUUGCAUCAGCGACAACUACUGGCUCGGCACUGAGCGUCCCUGCCUGACCUACGGUCUCCGUGGCUGCAACUACUACAGCGUCGAGGUUUCCGGCCCCGCCGCCGAUCUUCACUCGGGUGUCUUUGGCGGUACUGCCCAGGAGCCCAUGACCGACCUCGUCCGCAUCCUCGCCUCGCUCGUCGACACCGACGGCAAGAUCCAGAUCAAGGGCAUCGCCGAGCAGGUCGCCCCCGUGACCGCCGAGGAGGAGGGUCUGUACGACGACAUUGCCUUCACCAUGGAGACCCUCCACGAGUCGCUCGGCAGCAAGACCACCAUCUUCGAGGACAAGAAGAAGACCCUCAUGGCCCGCUGGCGCUUCCCUUCCCUGUCCAUCCACGGUGUCGAGGGUGCCUUCUCUAACCCCGGAGCCAAGACCGUCAUCCCCGCCAAGGUCAUCGGCAAGUUCUCGAUCCGCUCCGUCCCCGACAUGGAGAUUGAGAAGACCAACCAGUGCGUGUACGAUCACGUCAACGAGGUGUUCAAGAAGCUCGGCUCCAAGAACACCAUGAAGGUGUACGCCCAGCACUGCGGCAAGUGGUGGAAGGCUAGCCCCAACCACUGGAACUUUGCUGCUGCUGCCAAGGCUACCGAGCGUGUCUGGGGUAUGAAGCCCGAUUUCACUCGCGAGGGUGGUUCCAUUCCUAUCACCUUGACUUUCGAGGAGGCUACUGGCAAGAACGUCCUUCUGCUGCCCAUGGGAAGCUCCACCGACGGUGCUCACUCCAUCAACGAGAAGCUUGACAAGAGGAACUACAUUGAGGGCAUCAAGCUGUUGGGUGCCUACUUGCACUAUGUUGCUGAGGAGCCCAUGAACGCUUAAGCGGGAGUGAAGAGGUCAAACAGGGAUCGUUGCGGUUGGGAGGAGUGUGCGGCGUCUUGCGACAAUCAUGUAGGACGAUACCAUCUCGUUGGUGGAUGAUGUUUGGAAAGUAGUCAAUUAGCUCGAAAUACCCAUUUUGUGAUACCAGUG
Messenger RNA from Neurospora tetraspora, 1812 nucleotides. RefSeq lists its product as uncharacterized. Lineage: Eukaryota; Fungi; Ascomycota; Sordariomycetes; Sordariales; Sordariaceae. The coding region runs from base 73 to 1662 and encodes 529 amino acids. The transcript has a single exon. Gene Ontology annotation, molecular function: metallodipeptidase activity. Gene Ontology annotation, biological process: proteolysis. The record is from RefSeq and is a predicted model, not a curated record.